Molecule: messenger RNA, 383 nt
Organism: Paramecium octaurelia
Lineage: Eukaryota; Ciliophora; Oligohymenophorea; Peniculida; Parameciidae
Source: the annotation of a GenBank genome assembly
AUGAGAGUCAAUAGUUUCAAAGAAAACUUUAAGAUUGGAAUAUUAUUUAAAAAGUUCACAAAAAAUAAAUCAAAGCUGAAGAUAUUUCCAUGUGAUUGCAGAAGAAAGGUAAAUAUUAUUAGAAUUUCCCAUUGAGCAUAAAAAAAUCAAUCAAUAAUUGAAGAAGUGUGAAAUGUCUUAGGAUUAAUUAAGGCGAUUUAAGUUUUUAUACUUAUAUAUAAUUUAAAUCAUUUAAAAAUUGAUACUUCAUAAAGAUCCCAUGAGCAGAUUGUGGAAAAAUUAAGUAUUUAAUUAUAAAUAUUAAAAAGAGACUUGAGGGUUUACAAAGGAGAAUAUAAAUCGGAGUAUAAAAUCGGGAGGAUUUUAUCUUUAGAGGAAGUUGA